Messenger RNA from Lachancea thermotolerans CBS 6340, 888 nucleotides. It is a transcript of the gene YPQ2, whose product is annotated as Ypq2p. NCBI's taxonomy places the organism in Eukaryota, Fungi, Ascomycota, Saccharomycetes, Saccharomycetales, Saccharomycetaceae. The record is from RefSeq and is a predicted model, not a curated record. The transcript has a single exon. The coding region runs from base 1 to 888 and encodes 295 amino acids.
AUGUCGUGUUCCUACCGAGCGUUGCCACAUAUCUCGACCGUAGCUGGCUCGAUCUCCUUCCUGUCAUCGUUUAUCGCCCAAAUUCCACAAGUCUUGGAAACAUACGUUGAUAAAACAGUUGAAGGGCUCUCGCCACUGUUUCUACUCGCUUGGCUGUUCGGCGAUAUCACUACGCUUAUAGGCGCUACUUUAACCAACCAACUACCCUUUCAGAUUAUACUGGCGCUAUAUUUCCUUGCCAAUGAUCUUUUCAUCUGCGGACAAUACUACUACUACGGCGUUAUGCACAAUAAUGAGCUUGCCACGCCCGGGCAUGAGUACAAGACUUCUGACGAAAGGCUGGCUCUCGUCAGGAGCCGCGGCACCGAACUGAGCAUCGGCGCUGGCGCGCAGCGCAGAUCCUGGAUUGCAAGUUUGUUAUGCUUCGGAUCUCAGGCCAACGCCAUGCCUCUGGCGAUCAUCACUGAAAGCAACAGCAACAGCCCAUCCUCAUCUGGUCUUGGUAUGGCUCUUGCGUGGGCUGGCGCCAUGUGCUACGUUUCUGCGAGAAUCCCUCAGUUAAUCAAAAAUUACAAGCGCAAGUCCACAGAUGGUCUUUCUCCAUUCCUUUUCAUCAACACCCUGAUCGCUAACCUGACUUACACCAUCAGCAUAUUCACCAGCUGCGAAUUUCUGUCAAACGAUGACAGGCUGGGGUUUGCAAUGAGCGAGCUGCCUUUUAUCAUUGGAAGUACUGGAACCAUUUUGUUCGACCUAAUCUACUUCUACCAGCAUUACAUCCUAUAUGCUCCAGACAUGCGUCUUAGGGAGCUUGAAGCACGCGUCGACGGUUCCAACCCUGAAGAGGAGAGGGUCGCCCCAGUCAACGAGGCCACACCAUUAUUGUAG